AUGAAAUCUAAUUUCGUACUUUGUAUCCUCGCUACCUUCUGGCGUCUUGUAAAGCGCACUAAAACAUGCUCCUUUUCUCACCUGCUCCCACAAACAACGUUGCCACUUCAUUUGCACGUCGUCGCAGGAAAUGCGAUCCGACCGCCUCCUCACAGUGACUCGGCUGGUUGGCAGCCAACAUUCGUCUCUGCUGGCCGCCCAUUCGAAGCGGAUCCUGUUCACUCGGACCCGAUCAAUCUCAGCUCCCGGAUCACUGGCACCAGCGUCACUCGCCAAUCCACGUCCGACGGAUCUUGCUGUGGCGCUUCUUCGUUUCCUUUCACUCCGGACUCUUACGACUCUCCGCUUACGUUAGUGUGUUCGUCCCGGGUUCGGACCAACGUCUCGUCAACUCGGCCCAACUCCUGCCAGCCGCAUGGUACCUCGGCACCUUCGGCCCCACUUGGGCCGCAUGUCUCCGUCUGUCAGAUGACCCCAGCUGCCGACAGACGAGGUCCGCUUAUAGCCCACUGUCACCUUUGUUUAGUUGAGCUGAGAGAUACGAAAAGUUUGAAGAUGCUGCGUUCGGAUCCGGUUCCGGAACAGCCUGGUCUACCUUAUUUUCCUUUUCUCACGAGGUGA
Protopolystoma xenopodis is the source of this 621-nucleotide messenger RNA. The record is from the annotation of a GenBank genome assembly. NCBI's taxonomy places the organism in Eukaryota, Metazoa, Platyhelminthes, Monogenea, Polystomatidea, Polystomatidae.